AUGACUGGAAAUCUACACGUGAUUAAGAAGGAAGCACUGUCCGAAGGGGAAAAGCAACCCCUACUGACACGGACUCAUGGGUCUUUUAAUCAUCAUACUCCUUUCUCUGGUCUAGGUGACAGGUACCCGACUCAAGACGCCACGUGCAUUUCUUCCGCUCUUUUUUCAUGGGUAACACCAUUGAUGGAAUUAGGCAAUCAACGUCCAUUAGAACACGACGAUUUAUACCUUUUAGAUCGUGUUAAUCAAGCACAUGAGGUUUCUACAGCGUUUCAAAAAGCUUGGAAGAAACAGUGUGCUAAAACACGUCAGGGUGGCAAACCGAGUCUCGUCUGGGCAUUAGUAUCUUGUUUUGGAGGACAAAUUGCCAAAGCAGGAUUGUUAAAACUUGUUCAUGAUUCGCUACAGUUUGUGGGUCCUAUGUUGAUUAAGGAGAUCAUUGCAUACUUGCAGAAUCCAGAGGCUCAAUUGAGUGAAGGACUGAUGUAUGCAGCUAUUGUGUUUGGAUCGGGUGUAAUGCAAUCGUUCUUGUUGCGAAACUAUUUCUUCAACUGUUUUGAAGCUGGGAUGAGAAUUCGAUCGGCUGUGUGUACUGCAGUGUAUAACAAAAGUCUGGUCCUAUCUGCUGCAGCGAGACAGAAGAAGACGACUGGAGAGAUUACUAACCUUAUGUCUAUCGACGCUCAAAGGCUUCAAGACUUAUCAACGUUUAUCAACAGUGUCUGGUUUUCUGUUUUUCAAAUCGUGACGGCGUGCUAUUUGCUCUGGAAGCAGAUUGGCCUUGCUACCUUUGCAGGUGUCGCAGUAAUUAUCUUGAUGCUGCCGGUUACAGCGGGGAUUACUAAACUCAUGCGACGUCUGCAGCUAAAGUUGAUGGAGGUGAAGGACGAACGUAUCAAGAUCUGCAAUGAAGUACUGGCUGGGAUAAAGGUAAUCAAGUUGCAGGCGUGGGAAAAUUCGUUCACCAAACGGGUGCUGGAAUAUCGUAGUGAGGAGCUUGAUAAGCUUCGCACUUACAUAUACGCACGUAGUGCAUCCAUGACGCUCUUUUCGGCAAUUCCUUCGCUAGUAACGGUGGCAUCUUUCUACGCUUAUGUCAUGCUUGGCAACACACUGGACGUGGGAACGGCUCUCACGUCACUGGCACUGUUUAAUAUCCUCCGCUUUCCAUUAUUCUUGUUACCACAGGUACUCAAUUCAAUUGUUGAGGCCAGUGUAAGCGUCGAUCGCUUGAGCUCGUACUUUCUGGAAGAGGAACGCGAGAAAGUUAAGCCUGGAGAUUUAGAUAGCCCAGGUAUUCGCGUGAGCAAUGCUGAUUUCAUGUGGGACAUGACACCAAAAACGCUCGAAGAGGACAGUUUGCUGCAGGAGGAUUCGUUAUUGGAUAAGGAUGCACUGGGAGAUGGUGACAGUGUGCCUGUUUUGCAAAAUGUAUCAUUGGAGGCUCAUUUGGGUGAUCUGAUUGCCGUAGUUGGCCACGUGGGCGCCGGCAAGUCCACGCUUCUUAGUGGAAUAUUAGGCGACGCACGAUGCAGUCGCGGCAAGGUGAACCUUCUUGGAUCUGUAGCCUACGUCUCGCAGCAGCCAUUUAUUCAGAACGCAACAGUUCGUGAGAACAUUUGCUUCGGUCUCCCAUUCGACGAGGGAAAGUAUGCCAAUGCACUACGGGUUAGUUCAAUGCAGAAGGAUCUGGCCGUGCUGCCUGGCAGAGAUCUUACAGAGAUUGGUGAGAAAGGAAUCAACCUCAGUGGCGGGCAGCGCACUCGCGUAGCCCUUGCCCGCGCUGUAUACCAAGAUGCCGAUAUUUACCUGUUGGAUGAUAUUUUGUCGGCUGUAGACAGCCAUGUCGGGCAUGAUAUUUUCAAGGAAUGCAUUAAAAAUUGCUUGAAGAAUAAACUGGUGAUUUUAGUCACGCAUGGUCUGACAUUUCUGAGUGAAUGUGACAAGAUUAUGGUUUUAGAAAACGGCUUGAUCGUGGAAGAAGGUACUUACAAACACCUCAUGGCUAAGGAAAGUGGACUUCCGAUGGACUUUUUGGCCAAAUACAAAGAUCGAGAUCCGCAAAAGCCACACGCCAUUGAGGCGGUAGGGAACACCGUUGAUGAGUUAGAGGAGGAGGAAGAGGAUUGCUUGACACCCGGACACCGAGGCCAUAGACUCAGUCGUUCGUCUGUGCGAAGCGAACGUUCGAUAAGCGAAACAGCUGGUGAGACUCAAUUGAUCACCGACGAAGACCGGUCUGUAGGUGAUGUUGCUUGGCACGUGUACAAGACAUGGAUCAUGGCGUUUGGCGGAUAUCCGGCUGGUCUACUGGUACUUGUCGUAUUUAUCGGUACCCAGCUUUUGAAUUUGUUAUCAACGUGGUGGCUUUCAUUGUGGUCGGAAGAGCCUCAGCCUAAGAACAACGACAACCAGCUUGUGUCUCAUCCAUCGCAGAUGUUUUACGUGUAUGUGUACAUGGGCCUAAACGGAGUAUACGCUGUGGCACUGUACGUACGUGCAAUUGCCACAUACAAGGGCGGUUUGCGUGCAAGUCGGUCGCUAUUCCAGCACCUACUGGCUCGCAUUCUACGUGCUCCAAUUUCUUUUUUUGACACAACACCAACAGGUCGCAUUAUUAAUCGUUUGUCCAAGGACGUAUACACUGUGGAUGAGAGCAUUCCUGCUACGUGGAGUAUGCUUCUCAAUACCUUCAUCAGCGUAUUGGUGACAUUGGCCACUAUUUCUUACGUCACUCCAAUUUUCAUGAUCAUUCUUCUUCCCAUUUUAGUUGGUUAUUACACUUCGCAGCGCUACUUUAUCAAGACUUCGCGCGAGCUACAGCGCUUGGACUCGAUCAGUCGUUCUCCUGUGUUCGCCCUGCUGUCCGAGACCCUCGACGGCUUGCCAACUAUUCGUGCGUAUCGUGCUGAGACUCAAUUUUCAACGCAGAAUGAAGAGUUGAUUGACCGAAACCAGCGUGCCUACUUUUUAAACUUUGCUGUAAACUGCUGGCUGGCGUUGCGACUUGAGUUUGCUGGCACACUUAUCGCGGCCUUUGCAGCGUUGACUGCUGUUUUAGCCCACAGCUCGAACCCGGAGCGUGGGGCAGCUUUUGCCGGCCUGGCAGGCGUCUCUCUUACAUACGCAUUCAGUGUGACGCAGUCGCUAAAUUGGUCUGUGCGUAUGCUAAGUCAGUUGCAGACGCAGAUGAUAUCUGUGGAACGCAUUCAGAAGUACACCAUUAUGGACACAGAGGCCGAGCUCACCAGUGUGGGCAAGCUUCCUCCUGCUCAGGAAUGGCCCUCUGCAGGCGCUAUUGAAUUUCGCAACGUGAAUGUACGCUAUCGCACCGGCCUACCUCGUGUCUUGCGCAACUUGUCUUUCUUCAUCCGUCCCCAGGAAAAGAUCGGCAUUGUAGGUCGCACGGGUGCCGGCAAGUCCAGCCUCAUCGUGGCGCUUAUGCGCCUGGUGGAAUUGGACAGCGGCUCGAUUGUCAUCGAUGGACUGGAUAUUGGCACGAUCGGAUUGCACGAGUUACGCAACAAGAUCUCAAUCAUUCCCCAGGAUCCAGUACUCUUCUCUGGGACAGUGCGCAGCAACGUGGACCCAUUUGAUCAGUAUACUGACGAGCAGAUAUGGACAUCCCUACGCCGGGCUCAUCUUGCGCACGUGGUGACUGCGCUGGAUGGUGUUGUGGACGAGAAGGGUUCCAACUUCAGCGUUGGUGAGCGCCAACUGCUUUGUAUUGCUCGCGCUUUGCUUAAACGCUCGCGCAUUAUUCUCAUGGACGAGGCUACAGCCUCGAUUGAUAUGGAAACUGAUCGAAAAAUUCAACGCAGCAUCCGUGAAGAGUUCCGCGACUGCACUUGCCUUACAAUUGCACAUCGCAUUAACACAAUUCUUGACGCGGAUCGCAUCCUUGUUAUGGAACGUGGUGCUGUGGGUGAAUUUGAUACUCCAAAGGCGCUCCAGAAGAAACAGGACGGUCUGUUCAAGGCACUUGUUGAACACUGGAAGAACGAGGGCAAGUGA
Messenger RNA from Peronospora belbahrii, 4014 nucleotides. The record is from the annotation of a GenBank genome assembly. NCBI's taxonomy places the organism in Eukaryota, Oomycota, Peronosporomycetes, Peronosporales, Peronosporaceae.